Molecule: messenger RNA, 2161 nt
Organism: Leguminivora glycinivorella
Lineage: Eukaryota; Metazoa; Arthropoda; Insecta; Lepidoptera; Tortricidae
Product: ATP-binding cassette sub-family G member 4-like
Exons: 11
Coding region: 210-2024 (604 amino acids)
Cellular component (GO): plasma membrane
Molecular function (GO): ATP hydrolysis activity; ABC-type transporter activity; ATP binding
Source: RefSeq, a predicted model, not a curated record
CCUACAAGUGAAAGGCUAGCAGUUCUCGCAGUGUGUAAGUGGGACUGGUCGCGUCUGUUGGACUGUAGCUAGUGUCGUGAUGCGCGUACGCUGCGCCGCUGCCGCAGUCACUCACAAGUCUCACAACUGAACGAUUAUUCAAUUCCACAAGCGCAGAGUAACCAGCAUCGUCCGGUCAGAGGAUACUUAAACGUGAAUAUUUCGCAACAAUGGACGUUGAAGCUGGCAAAGACAAUAUUAGCGUCGAGGACUCGAAUCUCGUUGUGUUCUUAGACAGUACAUUUACUAGAGUACAUUCAACCUUUGGUCGAGUAUGCGGGAGAAUAAAGCAAGUCCCCAGCGAGACACAGGUCCUGCGAGGAUGCUGCGGAGCGCUCCGGCCUGGGCGCCUGACGUUCGUCCUCGGGCCCUCGGGGGCAGGGAAAACCACCUUGUUGAAGAUAUUAGCCAAACGAAAGAAAGUUGGUGUACAAGGAUCGUUGUACGGUACAGACCGGAACACAGUGCUCGUGGCCCAGGAGGCAUCACUCAUAGACACCCUCACAGGAAAGGAGACCCUAAUAUUUGCAGCCAGCCUCAAGCUUCCUAAUGCUACAACUAGAGAAAGAGAACAUGCGAUCAAUUCGGUGGCAUCGCAGCUUGGUAUGGAUGAUGUACUUAACACAAAAGCCGGUCAAAUGUCAGGAGGCGAAAGGAAGCGACUGACGAUUGCUUGCGAACUACUCACUAAUCCUCUGAUCAUGCUACUAGAUGAACCUACCAGUGGCUUAGACUCCGUGUCAUCGAUGUCUGUAGCCCGUGCGUUGCGAGACGUCGCCCGCAAUGGCCGCACGGUGGCCUGCGUCAUCCACCAGCCAUCCUCCAAUCUGUUCACGUCCGCCGACGACGUCAUACUCAUGGCCGAAGGCCGGACCAUAUACGCCGGCGCCAUAAAAGACAUCCCCGACACCCUGGCUAAAGCGGGAUUCAGAUGUCCGCAGUACUAUAAUAUGGCUGACUAUUUAUUAGAAAUCGCUAGUGGAGAGCAUAUUGGUAAUGUAGCCUACAUUGAGCAAGAAGCUAAGAAUUACACUGUGGAAAUGAAGGAAAUAAUCAAGAACACAGUGUUAAACGGAAACGGAAAAGUGUACGCGACAGAAGACCAAGCUUUACUGAGCGCGGUGCCGACGCAACCCCCGCGGGUCUGUGCGGGGUUGUGGAGGCAGCUGUGCGCGCUACUGUGGCGCUGCAGCAUCGGCGCGAUGCGAGACGUGCACUUAACACAGAUCCGUCUGGUCUGCCACUUGUUGGUGGCGCUGCUGCUGGGCGCACUGUACAGCGGCGCGGGCGCAGCCGCCGACCGUAUGGUCACCAACACCGCCUGUCUCUUCUUCUUUUUGCUUUUCCUCUUCUUCUCCAACGCGAUGCCUACUGUUAACACGUUUCCAGCAGAAGCAACAGUGAUCCUUCAAGAACAUUUGAAUAAAUGGUACAGCUUAACAGCGUACUGCAUGGCCAAAAUCAUAAUUGAUCUACCAGUGCAGCUACUUUGUGCUACAGUGUUCCUGUUUCCCGCGUGGUAUUUGACGUCACAACCGAUGGAGUAUGAACGACUGGGCCUGGCCUGGGCUACCUGCGUUCUCGUCACCAUUCUGGCGCAGACGUUCGGGCUGGUCGUCGGGACAGCGUGUGAUGUCAAGUUGGGAAUGUUCGUAGUACCAGCCGCCAAUAUUCCGAUGCUGAUGUUCUCGGAGUUUUUCAUUCCGUACCACGAGAUGUCGACAUACUUGCAGCCCUUCGCAAACAUAUCGUACUUCCGGUACGCCUUCGAUGCCUUUGUGCAAGCAGCCUACGGCUUUGGUCGAGGAGCACUGCCGUGUAACAAAGAGUUCUGCAUGUUCAGAACCCCACAGCAGUAUUUGGAUUAUCUAGAACUGCAUAGACCUUUCAUCUAUGAUAUCUACGCUUUGUUGAUAUGGAUAGUUUUAUUACAGAUAUUGUUUGUAUGUGUAUUAAAAUACCGAGUCUACAAGGCAUGCCGAUAGUAUGAUAAAGAGUUUAAUAAUUUUUAAGAAAAAAAAACCGCCUUCCUUUGGGGUUCUGGUGAUAAAUACUUUCAAAUGUUGGAUUAUGUUAUCAAUUCGUCUGUAUAUUUUUUAAUGUUUGUUAUUCGAUAUCUCCG